Molecule: messenger RNA, 6215 nt
Organism: Acomys russatus (golden spiny mouse)
Lineage: Eukaryota; Metazoa; Chordata; Mammalia; Rodentia; Muridae
Gene: Bnc2
Product: basonuclin 2
Exons: 8
Coding region: 2099-5248 (1049 amino acids)
Biological process (GO): regulation of DNA-templated transcription
Cellular component (GO): nucleus
Source: RefSeq, a predicted model, not a curated record
GGGAUGGCACCACACAGAGAGACGCCAGCACAGACCCUGGAAGGAGAUGGCUUCUCUGCAGCGAGGAAGCAGGCAAUUAGUUCACCGGGUGAUGAGCGCUCUGUCCGCUUUCGGGGAAGUAAUUUGUUAGAAAUGGGGUUCGACCACUCUUUUUCCUUGGAGUUCCCUACCACCCAGUGUCGCUGUUGUUACCCCCACUUGGGGGCUGUAAUACAUAGUGGGCCCUGAGUAGUUGUAUAAGAAAAGGGGUGAUAGCAGGUUGACAUUUUUUUUCCUCUCUUCCCUUCGCCCUGAUGUGACAUCUCUUGUUUCAGAGAUCAAAGUCACAACUGGAAUGUGGGAGAUGGUACUGUCAAAUGCACACACACACACAGACAAAAAUUCACCCAGGACUGCGGUUACAGUAAUGCUGACGGAAAUUAAAGAGGUUUUGAAAGCAGCGUGCGAUUUAUGAUGCUACCCAUUUACCCUAGAGUCAAGCUGUUGUAAAACUGAUGUACAAAAGACAUCAUAAAAUAAUCCUGUGUACCCAGGAUUAAAGUGGCAGAAAGUGGCUUGUUUUAUUAUUAUUUUUUUAUGUACUCCACGAACAGCUGUAGUAGUUGUUGGAUCCUCAGUUUAAGUGAGGCAUCAAACAAAAAUAUGAACUAUAUGUGCUUAGAGCUGAGGAGUUUCUUGUAACGGCAUUUUACACAUUAUAAAAGCCAGUUGGACAUCUUUUUCUUCCUCUGGCCAGUAUUACUAUUUUUUCCAGAGAUCUAUUCCCAUAUCCUAAGCAUUCUGAGCAAUGGCUGUGAGUCCAUUUGUCUUUCACGGUUUUUGUAUGCUGCGCUUUCAGAUGUUUUUGUGCACAGACACGCGUGCUUUAAGUGGAAUUUAUUUCUGGCACUAAGUGCUCCUGCUCUGAAGUUGUCCUUUAGCACCAAGCCUUGUGCAAGUUUGGUAGAACUCCCCUUUACUCUUUGGGAUCAUGCACAGCAGGGUCCUCGUGAACCCUUAAAGGCUCAGUGUUUUCUAUCACACUUGUAGCUGGUUCAUUUAAACUUGUUCAUCCUAAUGAACUUCUGAGUUGUAGGUACUCUCUCUGUUCCCAGAGAGCAGCCGGUUUAAAAUCCACAUUGCUAAUCACUUUACCAAAGUGCAGGAAGCUCUUUACCUGAGGGAAGGACAAGCCACUCUGAAUCUGAACUUUGUUAUAGAGGACCUUUUUGGGGACAAGUCUGAGAUGCCCCCUACCUGAACCCAUUGAGAAUAUUAAGUUGGGUUGUGUUUGCAUGUAAAACUUUGGGUGAAAAUCAACCUCAUGUGAUUUUUAAAAAAUAAAUAUUGAGCAAAUGUUAAUAGCAGGAGUGCAUUGCUAACACCUAAUUUUUUUUUCCCUUCUGCCUGAGAUGUAAGUUAUCUGUCAGGCAGGGAUAUGAGCUUACAAAAAGAAGGAGACAAAAGCAGAGCUGACUGUUGCUAUAUUAAAAUGUAAGUGUUACAGUUUGAAUUUUCAAGUGAGAGUUUUUGAGUUCAAUGCUUUACAUAACAUUUUGUCCUAAUCUUGCUUGCUGUCAGGGAUGUUUCAUGGUUGUGCAAUUGCUGCAGUCAAGAAUGCCAAUUUGCAUUCCAGGAGUGUCAUUUGAUUACUUUUAUCUGCGAAGCUCCAAGACCGGCCCAGACCUCUCGUUUCAUCUUGCCAUGUCACGAGUCAAUGCUGUGUCGUCUUUUCAAAAAUCUGCCUGAUUUAGACAAGAAAGAAAAGUACUUUCAUGUUGCAGCCGCAGUCCCCUGCUAACUUGUCAGCAGCAGGAUAUGAUUCACUUGGGCCCAGAAGAAUGGAACAGAGAGGCGGGUUAGGCGGUUCAAUAAAGCCCACGGACAGGCACGCUUUGUGCCCUCCCCGCCUCCAAAUUGCCUCAGUUACAAAUCAGAGGGCAGGCUUGGUGAUCAAGACUGGCAAACACACUUCAAGGUCCCAUGCUGUGGGGUCGAUGCAUCUCAACUUGAGUCAGAAGAGGCAGAAGUGGAUGUGAGAGAAAGAGACACACAGAGAGACAGAGAGCCAAAGAGGGCAAGAGACUUGACUUUAAGAGACUCCUGUGCUGACAACUCCAUGCAGUUCGGAACCAGAACAACUGCGGCUGAACCAGGGUUCAUGGGGACAUGGCAAAACGCUGAUACUAACCUCUUAUUCAGAAUGUCCCAACAGGUUUCACUGGCAUGUGCUGGCAGAGUCCUGGGUGCAGACUUUUGCCCAAGCCUGGAGGAGCCAGACCAGAGGCUGGAAGUCCAGGCCAUCCGCUGCACACUGGUAAACUGCACGUGUGAGUGUUUCCAGCCGGGGAAGAUUAACCUGCGGACUUGUGAUCAGUGUAAACAUGGCUGGGUGGCACAUGCCUUGGAUAAGCUCAGCACACAGCACCUGUACCAUCCCACUCAAGUGGAGAUCGUGCAGUCCAAUGUAGUGUUCGACAUCAGCAGCCUGAUGCUCUACGGGACGCAGGCGGUGCCUGUGCGGCUGAAGAUACUGCUGGACCGGCUCUUCAGUGUCCUGAAGCAGGAAGAAGUGUUGCACAUACUCCACGGCCUGGGCUGGACCCUGCGGGACUAUGUCCGCGGAUACAUCCUUCAGGACGCUGCUGGCAAAGUACUGGACCGCUGGGCUAUCAUGUCUCGAGAAGAGGAAAUCAUCACCCUUCAGCAGUUUCUGCGGUUUGGGGAAACCAAAUCCAUUGUGGAGCUGAUGGCAAUUCAGGAGAAAGAAGGGCAGGCCGUGGCUGUACCAUCUUCAAAGACGGACUCGGAUAUCAGGACUUUCAUCGAGAGCAAUAAUCGCACCAGGAGUCCUAGCCUCCUUGCCCACUUAGAGAACAGCAAUCCUUCCAGCAUUCAUCAUUUUGAAAACAUACCAAACAGCCUUGCAUUUCUGCUUCCAUUCCAGUAUAUAAACCCUGUCUCGGCCCCACUGUUAGGCUUGCCUCCCAAUGGCCUGCUUUUAGAGCAGCCCGGACUGAGGCUACGGGAGCCGAGCAUUUCAACCCAGAAUGAGUACAAUGAGAGCAGUGAGUCUGAAGUGUCCCCAACACCGUACAAGAGUGACCAGACACCCAAUAGAAACGCCCUGACUAGCAUCACUAAUGUAGAACCCAAAACCGAGCCAGCAUGUGUCUCCCCCAUCCAGAAUUCUGCCCCCAUCAGUGACCUGAGCAAGAGUGAACACCCAAAGAGCUCCUUCCGGAUCCACCGUAUGAGAAGGAUGGGGUCAGCCUCGAGGAAAGGGAGGGUGUUCUGUAAUGCUUGUGGGAAGACAUUCUAUGACAAAGGUACUCUCAAGAUACACUACAACGCUGUUCACCUGAAGAUUAAACAUCGAUGCACCAUUGAAGGUUGCAACAUGGUCUUUAGUUCCCUUCGAAGCCGGAAUCGCCACAGCGCGAACCCCAAUCCCCGCCUUCACAUGCCCAUGCUAAGGAACAACCGAGACAAGGAUUUAAUUCGAGCAACGUCGGGAGCUGCCACUCCAGUCAUAGCAAGUACAAAAUCCAACCUUACACUCACAAGUCCUGGGCGGCCCCCAAUGGGUUUUACCACUCCUCCACUAGACCCUGUCUUACAGAACCCUCUCCCUAGCCAGCUGGUAUUUUCUGGGCUAAAGACUGUACAGCCAGUUCCUCCUUUUUAUAGAAGUUUACUCACGCCAGGGGAAAUGGUGAGUCCUCCAACCUCCCUCCCAACUAGUCCCAUCAUUCCAACCAGUGGUACCAUAGAGCAGCACCCCCCUCCACCCUCUGAGCCAAUAGUGCCAGCAGUCAUGAUGGGUACUCAUGAGCCCAGUGCUGACCUGGCACCUAAGAAAAAGCCUAGGAAGUCAAGCAUGCCUGUCAAAAUUGAGAAGGAAAUCAUUGAUACAGCUGACGAGUUUGAUGAUGAAGAUGAUGACCCUAACGACGGUGGGACUGUGGUCAACGACAUGAGCCAUGACAAUCAUUGCCAUUCUCAAGAGGAGAUGAGCCCAGGCAUGUCUGUGAAGGACUUUUCUAAGCAUAAUAGAGCCCGGUGCAUUUCAAGAACUGAAAUAGGAAGGGCUGACAGUAUGACAUCUGAGGACCCGGAGCCCGAGCGGGACUAUGAGAAUGAGUCGGAGUCUUCAGAGCCUAAACUCGGUGAGGAAUCCAUGGAAGGGGAUGAGCACCUUCACAGCGAGGUGAGCGAAAAAGUCCUGAUGAACAGCGAGAGGCCCGAUGAGAACCACAGCGAGCCGUCUCACCAGGACAUCAUCAAGGUAAAGGAAGAAUUCGCAGACCCCACCUACGACAUGUUUUACAUGAGCCAGUACGGACUAUACAACGGUGGGGGUGCCAGCAUGGCUGCCCUGCACGAGAGUUUCGCGUCCUCUCUGAAUUAUGGAAGCCCGCAAAAGUUCUCUCCUGAAGGGGACCUGUGUUCCAGUCCAGACCCCAAAAUCUGUUACGUGUGCAAGAAGAGCUUCAAAAGCUCCUACAGCGUGAAGCUUCAUUACAGGAACGUUCACUUAAAGGAGAUGCACGUGUGCACAGUGGCUGGCUGCAACGCUGCCUUCCCCUCCCGUCGAAGCAGAGACAGACACAGUGCCAACAUAAACCUGCAUCGUAAACUGUUGACCAAAGAACUCGAUGACAUGGGCCUGGACUCCUCGCAGCCCACCCUUAGCAAGGACCUCCGGGAUGAAUUUUUGAUGAAGAUCUACGGUGCCCAGCACCCUCUGGGGCUCGAUGUCAGGGAAGAUGCCUCCUCUCCCGCAGGGACCGAAGAUUCCCACCUGAAUGGGUACGGGAGAGGCAUGGCGGAGGACUACAUGGUCCUUGACCUGAGCACCACCUCCAGCCUCCAGUCCAGCAGCAGUAUCCAUUCCUCCAGAGAGUCAGAUGCGGGCAGCGACGAGGGGAUCCUUCUUGACGACACCGACGGGGCGAGCGACAGUGGGGAAUCUGCACACAAGGCCGAGGCCCCCACCCUCCCCAGCACUCUAGGGGCUGAAGUUUCAGGAUCUCUUAUGUUCAGCAGCUUGUCCGGGAGCAAUGGUGGGAUCAUGUGCAACAUUUGCCACAAAAUGUACAGCAACAAGGGGACCCUCCGGGUCCACUACAAAACUGUGCAUUUGCGAGAGAUGCACAAGUGCAAAGUCCCGGGCUGUAACAUGAUGUUUUCCUCUGUGCGAAGCCGAAAUCGGCACAGUCAGAACCCUAAUCUCCACAAAAACAUUCCCUUCACUUCGAUAGAUUAGUCCCAGAAUGGACACGACAAAUGCCAGCUCUCACCAGAUGGCCUACAUGUUUGAACUGCCAUAGCCAGUGUGUGCUUCCAUAGCGGGGCACAUAUGUGUGUGCACAUACGUACACCUCUCUGUCUACACUUGUGCACACACAUUGUUUCUUUUCUUUAGAUACAAAUGAUAAAUACUAGGUGCUUUUGAAUUUUUUUCAUUUACCUUUAUAGUUUUGGGGAGAGGGUGGAUCUUUUACUUGGGGUAAAAAUAGAGUACCCCUUUCAGCACACACACACACACAUACAUACACAUGCACAAUACACACACAAAAUGCAUACACUCACAUACACAUGCACACAUGUGUACACACACACACUCACACACACACAGCGUGCAACUAGCCCCAAUUUUGAUAAAAUAAUUCUUGGUCUUCUCCAAAGAGACAUUUUGUUGUACCUAUGACUGUUGCCUGCAAAAAAUAAAUAAAUAAAUAAAGGGGGGAAAGAGAAAAGAAACAAAAAGGAACUUCUUAUAGUUGUCUUUUGUGAACUUAAGGUUUUGAGAGAAUCUUUAAUUAAAGCAUGGCAGAUUCACCUGUAAAUAUUUAGCCUUGAGAGGCCAAUGAUGUAAAACAAUUGUAUUGAUGGUUGUUUAACUCUUCUUUAAUUUUGACAGUUACAUCCAGCUGUUAGAUAUGCAGGAAAUAAAUAGUUUGCUGGGUAGUUCUAUUCAUUUUUGUUAGCAUUAAUGCACAUUUUCUUUAAAAAAAAAAUAACAUGGUCUUGUUUUUACUACCUGUUAGAUAUAGUGAUAAAGACGUGCUGGCAUGCUCCUCAGCACAGAUCUGAUUUGUUAAAAUGUCCUGUACUAGUACAUAAAUCCAGCCAUGCACUUUUUUCGUACACUACAAGGGGAUGUGUAAUAUCCGUGCUUCUUUUUAUCCUUAAACUAUUACCAUACUUCAAUAAGUUCCUUUCUUUAAAAC